Molecule: messenger RNA, 452 nt
Organism: Medioppia subpectinata
Lineage: Eukaryota; Metazoa; Arthropoda; Arachnida; Sarcoptiformes; Oppiidae
Source: the annotation of a GenBank genome assembly
AACUGUUGUGGUGUUGGGCGCGGACUCUGUGGCCUCGCGUACAACCAAACCAUUGGAUAUAAAAGUCGACUCCAAAUUCAAAACUUUUCAAUAGUUUUACAUUUGAUAGAAAUCCUGUCAAAACACAAACUUCUCAAUACAAUGGCCAACAAAUUCUUGAUUCUCGCCAUCGCAUUGGCGUUCAUCGUCGCCGUCUCCGCCAUCGGUGGUGUGAAAGACUGGGCCGGAAAUUACUAUGACUUGACUACUGGCCAGUACUCGAGCUCAUUGACCGGACGCGUGUACAACACUUAUGGCGCGCCCGCCGUCGUGGCCGCCGCGCCGUACGCUUACGCCGCCCCCUAUGCGGCGCCCCUUCACUACAGCAGUGCCUACGCCUAUGCGCCGCACUAUCCCCUGGCCUACAACCGACUACUCCUCAAGUAGACAAUCACUCACUAAGACAUCCGAUG